CUGCCACGCCCACGCUAUAACUCCCACUCAGCUGUCACAGUGAAGACGCGUUCAGGUUCCACUCUCAUCCAUUCACAAACCCGCGGAGCGUGAGCGUGACACCGCACCACGCGUCGCACUGCGCGGCUCGUCUGUCAGUUUUUGGAGCAACUUGUUGCGCAGCUGCUAUUUUCUAACCUCCUCCUCCUGCUGCUCCUGCUUCGGCUGGUUCUCUUCUCUUCUCUGGUCCAUUAUUACCGCAGGAACAGGCGCUGCUUUGUGCUGCUGCGUCUCCGAGUGCUCAGACUUUUCUGUGGAAACACUUUUCCACGUUUCACCGUGGUAAAAAAAAGUGUGUUUGUGUGUGGGUGUGGGGGGGAGGAUGAGAGCAGACAUCGUGGAUCAGUGGACGAGUUUCCCCUCGGUUGCCUCCAUCGCAUAGGGAAGAGUGGAGGGAGUCUCUUGACGAAUAUGAUUUUGGAGGCAGGAGAUGAGAGUCAUGAGCUGGACGCGUCCUGGUCACGCACUGGACUGGAGCCACAGCCUCUUCUACCUGACUCUGCUCCUGUGGACCAGACGCAUGAGUGGACUGGCUGACUUCUCAAACUAUCUGUCCAGGAUCAUCACCAGUCACUCGGCUCACGCGUGCGACGGUCAGCCUCUGCGGCUCCACUGCCCGCGUCACUCCACCAUCUCCAUCCAGUCGGCCUUCUACGGCAGCGGCGAGGCGUCGCUGUGCAGGGCAGACCCGCACUCAGGCCCUCCACUCAGAAACCACAGCUGUUCCGCUUUCACUGCCCUGCAGGUGUGUGACGAGGCUUCACGGACACUUUCCACUCUCACUGAGUCAGGUUGUGAAACGAAACUGCUCUCCGAGUGUCAGAGCAACAGAGAAUGCCAACUUCCUGUCAGUCACCUGCUGUUUGGGAGAGACCCAUGUCCCGGCACCGUCAAAUACCUCCAUGUGGACUACAAGUGUAAACCCACUGAACACAGAAGACACGUGGCAUGUGAGGGGGACACCAUGGUCCUGCGCUGUAAACCUCCCAGGGUGCUGAACAUCUAUGCAGCUGUCUAUGGCAGAGGUCUGAGCCACAGUUACACCUGCCCCUCACACCUGACCAGACCACCCCCUUUUGAGUGUCUCAACCACGAGGCUGUUCACUCGGUGUCCCAGUCCUGCUACGGCAAACCGCGGUGUGCCGUUGCCGUCAGCAACCAGACCUUCAGGGACCCGUGCUUUCCAGGAACUAGGAAGUACCUCAGUGUGAUCUAUUCCUGUGUACCACACUCUUUACUGAAGGAGGCAGACCCCAACGUAUUCAGCUCCACCUCCUCUCCGACAGUCAAAACAGGAAACGAUCUGGACGAGAUUUUCUCCAAAGGUCAGAGAAGACCGGGCAGCUCAGGCGCGAUGAUGAGUGACUCUCUCCUGGCCUACGCUUAUAUUAAAGAACGUCCAGAAAUGGCUGCUCUGCUCUUCACCUCCAGCGUUUGUGUCGGCCUUCUCGUCACACUGCUGGCCGUCUCGGUCCGAGUGACCUGCAGGGGGCGCCAGGUUAAAGAUCAAAGACUCGUGUCCAAGACUCUCCAGGAGGAUGAUGACGAUGAAACAGAAGACGAUGAUGAUGACGACGACGACGAAAACGUCGAAGAAGGAACAGGAAGUUCUUUAAUCUCCGCCGCGGAGAGGAAAGCGGCGAUGUACAGCUGGGAGGAAGUGACGUACGUGAGCGAGGCAGCCGAACGCGCAGAGAGGAUCGAGCGCAGAGACAUGAUCAUUCAGGAGAUCUGGAUGAACGCGUAUUUGAACGGCAGCUCGUGCUAAACGAACAUUCAGGAAUUGUUUUUUAUUGACUGGAAAAAGUUUUUUUU
Messenger RNA from Solea solea (common sole), 1854 nucleotides. RefSeq names its product eva-1 homolog C (C. elegans) (gene eva1c). The record is from RefSeq and is a predicted model, not a curated record. NCBI's taxonomy places the organism in Eukaryota, Metazoa, Chordata, Actinopteri, Pleuronectiformes, Soleidae. The transcript has 8 exons. Gene Ontology annotation, cellular component: extracellular region. The coding region runs from base 470 to 1807 and encodes 445 amino acids. Gene Ontology annotation, molecular function: heparin binding; carbohydrate binding.